AUGUCAAAAGCCGACUGGGAUCACUUAAUAACGGAGUUCCAGCACCCGGUGCUGGAAGCAGCGAAGGUAUCGAAGGAAAAAAGUGUUUCACUGUAUACGAGUGUAAUAUUUUUCCUAGUUUUACGUCAACGCCACAAGAUUGCUCAGCAUGACACAGAAAAUUUCCCAUGCGUUCUGCCUAAGAAAUAAAAACACGGCUAAAAAAAUAAAUCCAUUGUCUUGAUGCAUCAUGUGUAAGUAGCAACACAGAAAAUUUCUCUGUUGCAUCUUUUGCAUCACAAGUGUAGUAGAGUGAAGCAGUUUUGUUUUCGUGCGAUAGAAGGACGUGUCCCCGAAAUCCGGCGCGGUGGAGGAAGCGUGCAAGCUUAUCCUAUGUAAAACCUUCCCUACCCCAUAGUUGUCAUGCAGUUUUGCAAGUACGAGGAAAACUGUAAUGCGCAUCCCCAUGAGAGCCGUUUUGCUUCGUGUUUUGGAAUUUGUAAUGCUGUGAACGGCAUAAGCAGGGGGAUCUGUAAUGCGACUAUCCUUGCUAACAUAAACCUGCUCUACACCACGGAUUGCAACUUGUCACGCGUGACUCCCAAAACUUCUGGAUUUGUGUUGCGAAAUCCCCAUGUUGACUCUGGUGUGGGGACGUUUUUCCUCUGGAUAGCGCUCUUCUUCUCCGCCAUGCAGAUUACGGGGCAGAUAGUUUUGAAGAUUGGCCCGGCGGUAUCGCGAGGAAAAAUCCUCCCUCCCCAUAUUGGCAAGGCACGUUUUCGGAAAUUUGUGUUGCUGAUUUGUGACCACAGAUCGCGUCUGUCUUGCGACAAGGCAACUCCACAACCUCCGCCGCAUUGUGCAAGCGGUUUGUCAUGCUGUUCGGCCUACAGCGCAGACGCUUUAGAUGCUAAGCGCCUAAGCCAAAGCCCCUGUUCUCAGGCUCGGUAUGGGUCUGCAGUCCUCUCCAGUAAGACAAACCUGAUUUGCGUAUGGAAGUCCAGCAUCAGAAACAUCGUUUUGAUUUGGGGAGGGAAGAUUUUUCCUUUUGAUAGGCGGGGCCGAAGCCGUCGGCGGACAAAAUCAUGGGACUGAUAAAGCCCAUAUGCAUCACAAAAAAACACGUCAGCUGGGAGGCCUGGAUGAAACUUGUGUUGCUGGUUCGCGGAUACUUGUAUUGAGCAGUUUACUACAGUUGGCAGGGAAGCAUGACAAGUUCUUUUAGGAGAUAUGUGUAGUUGGGUGCAAUUUUUCCACAUGAGCAAUUCUUUUUUCACAAAGAACCAGCUAAAGUCGCGAUAUCGUGUCAAAGAAGCAUUACAAGUUCCACACGACCCGGAGAGCGUGUUUGCAGAUGAUAACCCAUCCAGGAGCUGGCCAACCCGAAGUUAGACGAAUUGAGAAAAAAGGGGGAGCAGGGAGAGGACGAGUAUUUGAAGAUUCUUUUGUCAUGUAGUUGCGCUAGGCGUAGGCCUAUUUCAGAAGAUGGUUGUCAACGACGUGUGGGUUUAUUUGCAUGUGAGUACAUAGUAUGGAAAUUUUCAACAUUCACCCUGACAGGAUUCCGCCGGAGAUUUUUGACUUUUUGAAUUCGAUUUUCCCAAUCGCCAUGUUCCCGGGAAUGGCGCCGGACACGCCGAUGACUUUCAUCGGCACUUUUCAAGACCAGAUGGAGAUGCACGCCUUGAAAAUUUUUAAGAACGGCCACGACCCCGACAAGAAAUGGAUGCUAUCAAGUGCAAGUAAAUAUUAUCGACCUGGGUCUGGAUUUUUUGUACUGCGAGAAGAUCUGAACAAAGAUCGAAAGAGAAAAGGACAACAAGAUCUGUAUCUGUGAUGCAUGAAAAUACAUCGGAGUGAAGAUGAUUUUUAUUUCUUUAGUGCCGGAACAAGAGAGUUUGUCAUGCUGACUAGGAUACUAGGAGAACUGGAACAACUCGCAACAAGAGCGAGAGAAGAUUUGUCAUGCGGUAAUGCCGGGUACUACACAGCAUGAUCGCUCUGUCAUGCAAUGCUCAGCAUGACAGCCGAACCCUGUGCCUGUCAUGCAAUGCUCAGCAUGACACUGACAACCGAACCCGUGUGCUUUUGUCCAGAUGACCCAGAUCGACGAUAUUGGCAUUUGAUAGACGCGGGCCUUGACCGAUUACGUGAAGCACAUGAUCGCGUUUGUGAAAACUGUAUGCACUGCAAAAGUAUCGUACUCGUUGUACUCAUUGCACGACCUGCUUUAAGGCUUACAGAAAUUAGUUCCUACCCUUGUUCCCGAAAGCCUAGGUUUGAAAAAAAUGGAAACAAACCGCGAGGGGGGUUUAGCUUGCACACUCUCGCAGUCGCUUGGAAUGGCCGAAGGCCAUGAAGACUGUGGCUGGGAAGCAGCCAGCGCGCGAGCUUGGGGGAGAAUGGGCAGCCGUCUUCGGCGGGGCUGCCGCGCUUGUCCUGCCGGGCUGCCAGGAGUGGGCCUUGCCCUCCUGCUCGUUGAAAGCGAGUUGCUUCGAAGUGCCCUGCUAUUGGAAACGAAUUCCUUGCAAUGCCUUGGCAUAGAAAGUAUUUUGUUUGCUGUGCUAGUAUAUUGUAAGCAAUUCGUGUUCAGCGCCAGGUCCCCGAAAGCAACGCGCCUUCAAUAUAAGGGGUCGCCCAGCAGCUGCCACGCUCUGGCCUUUCGGAAAUGCGUUUCCAAGGUUUGCUGGAAAUCCUGGAAGCACAUUUCGGCAAGGCCCCCACGUCGGAUUUGUGCUCUGGCCGCGACAGGUCUGAAGACCUCGCGCAAAAUCAUCCGACGUCGGGGAGAUAAAGAAGUGCGCCCCUAGGAUUUUCGCCGCAUCGAGACCUGGGAUCAUAGUUCUGCAAAGCCCCCGCCUAAGAUGAUCUUGUGCGGGUUUUUCUGUGUUUCAAGGUCAGAAUACAAACUCGGAUAGCACUCUCGUGCUCUGGCCUGCAGAAGUGUGCUCCUAAAAUUUGUUGCUAUCGAACUCAAAUCCGAGAACUCCUCAGAUGCGAGCUCACGUCCGAGAACUCCUCACAUGUGAGCGCACAUCCACGAGUUAGCAGGUCAGAGGAACUGCGCAGCAUAAUCUUACGCUGUAGACUUACAGCAAUGCGCUCCUUGGAUUUGUGUGUUGUGCCUCCAAUUGCCUCACUUGGAGUCGCGGCCCAAACUUUCACGCGCAGAGCGCGGCGGUUCGCAAGUUUAGCCGAACCGGCGUAGCGAUUUUGUUUCUGGUUUUCUGACAUUGUGUGCCCAUCACAGGAUUCCUGUGAUAGGCACGCAACACUUUGGGGGGGCCAGAAAUAAGGCUGCCGUGCCAGUUCGGCUGUACUUGCGAACUUUGGUGCCUUGCGCUUGACAGUUCGAUCCGCGUGUCCAAGCGAGGUGACUGUGACUUCUUCUAGGGAGAAGAAGCAGCUUCUUCUAGAAGCUGCGUCUUCUAGAAGAAAAAGAAGAUACAGAAAAGAAAAGCAAAAGAAGAAAAGCAAAAGUAUCGUACUCGUUGUACUCAUUGCACGACCUACUGACACCGCAUUAAUACUUACAUCAAAUUUGCUUUUGGGAAUGACAUCAAAACAAAUUCCAAAGUGUGAACCAGCAGGGGAAAGAACAAGAACUCGGCAUGGUACGGAAUAGGUGCAGCACCAUCGUGAUUUGUGUUUUUUCUCUACUUGAGCAAGAACUGCAGCAACAACAGACACCACUCAACUACUCAACUUCCACAAAAGGAGACACCUCACACACAUCAGAGGGGGUCUGUUGGUCUCCGGUCCUCCGUCCUCAGUCCAUCCCAAGGCAAUAGAAGACAACGAGAGAAGAAGGGAGAAAGCCCACACACAUCGAUCAAGGGGGGUUUGUUGGUCUCCGGUCCUCGGUCCUCAGUCCAUCCCAAGGCAACAGAAGAAGGGGGAAAGCUCACACACAUCAGUGGGGGUUUGUUGGUCUCCGGUCCUCGGUCAUCAGUCCCUCCCAAGGUAAUAGAAGACAACGAGAGAAGAAAGAAGAAAGCGCACACACAUCAAGAAAGGGGGUUUGUUGGUCUCCGGUCCUCGGUCCUCAGUCCAUCCCGAUGUAAUAGAAGACAGCGAGAGAAGAAGGGAGAAAGCUCACACAUAGGAAGGGGCUUGUUGGUCUCCGGUCCUCGGGCCUCAGUCCAUCCCAAGGCAAUAGAAAGACGACGAGAGAAGAAGGGAGAAAGCCCACACACAUCAGAGGGAGUUCGUUGGUCUCCGGUCCUCGGUCCUCAGUCCUUCGCAGGGUAGUAGUUGGCGAGAUAAGAAGGCAGAAAACCCACACACAUCACAGGGGGCCGGCUGGUCUCCGGUCCUCGGUCCCCAGUCCAUCGCAAGGCAAUAGAUGGCGAGGCAAGAAGGUAGAAGGCCAACACACAUCAAAGGGAGUUUGUUGGUCUCCGGCCCUCGGUCCAUCACCGGGCAAGAUCCGACGGGGAAAGAAGGUAGAAAGCCCCCACACAAAAAAAAGGGGGCCAAUUGGUCCACGGCCCCCCCUCAGUCCAUCGCGGGGCAGCAGCUGGCGAGAUAAGAAAGAGGGCAGAAAGCUCACACAAAUGCGCGCGGGCUGUUGGUCUCCGGCACUCGGUCUGCAGUUCAUCGCGGGGCGGCGCCUGGCGAGACAGAUAAGAAGGCAGAAAGCCCCCACGCAGGGGCCUGCUGCUUUCCGGUCCUCGGCCCUGAGUGAGUCUGUAGAGCGAUCAGACCCGGCGAGCGUGAUUGCUAGCAUGGUACAAAGGCCAGGCAUUUACGACGGAGCCUGUUCGUCUCCGGCUCUCGGUCCUCCGUCCCUCAUGGGGCGGCGCACCACUUACAUACAGAAAAAGGUCGAAGGCCUACGGACAUCGGCGGGGGCGUGUGGGUCUCUGGUCCUCGGCCCUCCGUUCCUCCCGAGGUUGGUAAUAUCUGAGUUGGCGCAAACAAUACGUGUCGCGCUAGGCAGCAGGGAGGCCGAACGAAAGCAAUCGGGCCGGCCGCCGCUCCCCCCGCACAGGCCCCGCCCCCGGACUUUGUUUGUUCCAGCGGCCGCGGCCGUGACGCACAUGAAAAUGAAUGACGUCGCGGAGGGAGCCCGGGCGCAACAGGAGGCGACCGAGCGCCGCCAUUUUACCUCGCCUCCCUGGCGGGCGCGCCCGUACAUACUAAAUGAACAGGCGGCGAACUGAAGCGCCACGGCGCCCCGGCCCCCGUUGCUUUUGAUCACACAACCGGCAACCGAGCGACACGACGGACGUGAGCCCGCGCGCGCCCACAUACGGCGCCAGGGUCUUACGGCUUUCGUUGAUUCCUUCGCCUGGCUCUGAAGGCGAAGCGGUGCACUACGCGGGAACAAAGAUAGCGAUGCACAGCGCGCGCCCGGCCUCGCUUGCGAUCUGCCAGGCUGUGAACCACGCGCGCGCGCUGUUGUUCUUUGCGCCCCCCUGCAUUUCAACACGAAACGCGCCACCUGGCAGAUUGGUGGCCGCCCACCGAAAUCACUAGCCGCCUGCGCCGCCUUCGUCAUCGCCGGAACUUCGAGGCGACGGGCCGGGGCUCCGGGGGCUGCUGUCCGUCGUUGUCGCUGGGAGAAGGGUCCGAGGCGGUAUCUGCGCCGGCCCCUUCGGCUUCCACCCCCGACCGGUUGGCUUCGGGCUGUCCGAUUAGUUACGGGCGAAAUGAACAAAAUCCAGCCGGUUUGUCAGCCUUCAGCAUACAUUUCUGCACCGCCCAGCAGGUAUCCGCCCCAAUCAAAUGAAAACGACCCGCGCGGCCUUCGUUUUUUUUUUCCGCGGCUCGCCUUUCAGUUGCUUGUCGGCCGCGACCUGGUUUGAAAGAUCAGGAAGGGCACGCGGGUCGGGACUUGGCCCAUUUCAAAGUGGCGGGACCAUCUUGAUCCAUUACGGGCAUGAAGCUGAUCGCACUAAUCAGAAUCGCGCCGGCCCAUGUGCUUUUUUUUUUUGCUGGGCCGCGCCUUGCGGAGACGGCCCCACUCAAAGCCUAAAAAAUUUACGGUCGGCCUUGGCCAUUUCCGGCGCAGGCUUUCGCUUCUGGCUGCGCCCCCUUUUCCUCUUCGCUGUCCUCUGUUGUGUUGCGGCCGCCCACCCAUGGCAUUUCCGGAAUUGGGCGAAAGCCGUCGGGGCGUCGCCCUUGUGUGCGAGACCUUUGCCGCGCUCUAAUUCGGGGGCGCUUUCACGCUCUUGCGUUUUGGGCUUGCGUUUGUGUCUUACUUUUUGUUCUCAUUUUUUGUUCUUAUUUUUUGCUGUUGUUUUUUGUCUUACUUUUUCGCCCUACUUUUUUGGCCUACUUUUGUGCCCUACUUUGUUUUCAUUUUUAUUUUUUUGUUUUAGAGGCCGCGCGAUUAAUUGGCCUCCUUCUCGAUACGUAGGCGCGGUCGGUCGUCUGGCGGGCCGUAUCUCAGGCAGCCGGCCCCGGGCAUUCAUUCUCCGAGGCUUAAAACUUGCUAUAUUUUUUCUAAUGUCGCGAAGGAAAACAAAAAAAGAAAGUGGCGGCAAUGCCGCCAAAGACAACACCCAACCCGAAGACCACCGGGCAAAAAUCAUGGGGGGCGGGACACCAAAAACGAACGGGGCCAAGAACUUCGCGGCCAAAUACCUAGCGCCCUCGGGCUCCUCCCAUCCAGAGAGAAAAUGGCCCAGAAGGGAGGCGACCCCGAGGGGAGGCCAGGCGCGAUGUGCAAGAUUAGGGGGGGGCGGCAAUUCGCCCACACAAAAAACCGGGAAACCGCCCGGCGAAAUGAUCAACAGCAACCACCUAGCCGGAAACAGACCGGGCGGGGCACCUCUUGCCCCGACUAAUUCCUUGCCUAAAUCGAUGCUAAGGCAGGCGACUAACUUCGCGCCUAAAUUCCUGGCUAAAUCACGGCUAAUUUUUUUCAUUGCAAACCCUUUCGCAUUCCCUAUGCUUGAAUUAGAAACAAAUUAGACGCGAAAUUAGACCCCAAAUUAGCCCCCCCCAACCCCACCUCUGCGCCCCUCAUAAACCUCGGCCGGGCGGGCCGGGGCCAUUGAUAUGCGGCCCGAGACAAAUGGAAAACAGUCGCGCCGUUUCCCUCUGGGGCAAAAACUAAAAUCGCAGGGGCGCAAACCUUGGAAACCCCGGGCCCCGAUGCGCCACGGGCCCUGCAGACACUGGGGCGGGCAAUCUUCGCCAAAAAAAUUAAAAAAAAUCCCCAGCGCCCCAAUUUCCAAAACCUGCAAAAACUACCGACGAAAAAACCCUUGCCCGGACUACCUCUAGAACCCUUGGGGCCCCACACUCGUGGGGCCACGACGAAAAGAAAAAAGGAGGGCCACAAGCCGGAACAAUGUGGGCCCCACAAUAUUAGAAAAAAAUCGGCAGCCUUUUAGACGGCAAAUUUGCGAGCCAUCGGCCGGCUGACGGUAUCCACAGAUGGCCGGGCCCAUCCGGGCCCGACCAGUGUUUCCUUUUCGGGCUUCAAAAAUCUCAGGCCACAACUUCCCCGCCCCGGCGAGAAAAAAUUUGCUUUGCUUGCUGCGAUUUCUCAGCUGGGUCGCUGCGCGGUUUCUGCGGUGUAGCUGGAACAGAAUGAAGCAGAACGACAGAUAUUGCUUGGGCGCGCGCGGCGCGCGCGUGGAUUGGCAUACGGAUGCAACAAAAGAAAGCGCUUCAAGCGCGCGACGCGCGCCCGCAAACUGAAAAAAAGCUCGCGGCGCGCGCUGGUGCCCGCGCGCAGCGGAGAACAUGCAGCGGAGCACGUGCCGCCCCAAUGGUCGAAGUGGCCGCCUCAGCUUUUGCAAAUGCGGGCGGUGCUGAGGUGGUCGCUUCAACAACCCGAGGGCGGCUGCGCAGUGCUGCGCUACAAGUAGCUGCCUCCUGGUGGUCCAUUUCUGCUAUGGCCUCUGAGAAGGCCUCGAAGAAAUCCUUUAGCAAUGCCUUUAGUUCUGCUUUCUAAUUCCGCCUCUGCAAUUCUUCUAAUUCUUUCGCCCACGCGGCAGCUUCGAGGCUUCUAAAAAUCCGCUAAAGCUGCCGGGUAGGCGAAAUCACACACAAAGUCGCAGCUUCGCGGCUUUAGAAGAUGAAAGAGAAGCACUUCGGACGGCAAAACCGGAAACGGAACCGGAAGGCUCUUCCGGUGAGCCGGAAGAUUCCCACUCCGCCGCCUGCUUCGGCUUCACGGAACCAUGUAAGAUCCGGCAGCUGUAGAUAUCUGCCUGCGGCCUGCGGGAGAUGAUGCGCAUGCUCGAGAGCAACGAGCAUCAUCUUCCGCGAAACGACAAGCAAAUGCCUGCCCUCAUAUUUCCCCCCGCACUGCGAAACGCCCAGCAAGGUGGUAUGUGCCUGGUGCCUCUACCUUCUAUCUUGCCCCGCCCUAUAUUGCUAGCCUCGAGAUGAACUGAGGCCCGAGGACCGAAGGGCAGCAUCCUCCUGCGCAUGUGUCUGGUGCUUCUGCCUCCUUGUCUCGGCACGUAUUACCUCGCGAGGAACUGAGGACCGAGGACCGGGGACCAACAGCCUCCUUUCAGGCAGACAGGCCCGGGCGACCUUUUCUUCUAAUUGGAUUCUGGUUCUUGGCUAAUUUGAGUACUAAAAAACGCGAAGGGUCGAUCCUCGGCGAGCCCACCUGAAACGACAGGCGCCCAAAGUCCGAGCGAUGGGCGAAACAUGUUGAUGGCAAUACACGCGCCCGGCAAAAGAAACACAACCAAGGACACCUUCCGGACGUGGGUCUGCCUGCGCCCAAGAGGCGAAAUUGGCGCACGCUGUCCCGACGACCGGGACAUGGGAUCGGCACCACAAAAACAUGAGCCCCAACCUCGAGCAUCAUCGCCCAACUAACCUGGCCACCCCCAAGCACUCAAAAAAACGGAAUGGGGAGGACAUCGCCUGCGCCGAACCCGGGCGAGGAGAACACAGAACAGAAACCCGAAGCAGGAGACAACGAAGCCGGCUAAUUUGCGAAUCGGCAAAGGCAGAAAAGCUGGAUAAUUGGUGGCUAAAACAACUCCCGGAACGCCCUCCGGGACCCGGCGGACCCCCAAAAAAAACCCUGCUAAUUUGUAAUCUAAUUUCUUUGCCCCCCUGUUCUAAUUGGUGGGCUAACUUGCGUCUAAUUUGCAGAACCCCAAGGCCCCAGGCCCUGUCUAAUUUGCAGAACAACGCAAAAAACAAGUGCGAUUUUGCCUAUGCCCGAGGUAUAGGCGAAAUCACACACGAAAUUCCCACCCGAUGCAAAUUAGCCAGCCAAUUAGCAAUCAAUUAGCAACAAAUUAGGUAACAAUUAGCCAGGGCAUUUUUCGGGUCCAGAAUUGGGCCCGAAACAGAUUAGCGGCGUUUUAGAAUUUCAAAUUAGAAUUUUCCGGGAGGUGUUUUAGCAAGCAAAAGCGGGCCUUUUUCCCGAGGCCCCGCCGAUUCUUCCCGGGGGAGAAUACCGGACGGCCGCCCCGGGAAAAGAUGGAGAACACAGACCAAUGGCGCGAUCCCCUGUCGCCCCGACCCCGGAGUCAGGGCGCGGGCCCCGCGCGGCAGAGGGCACCACACACAGACCGAAAUCCGGGAACCCUGGCGCCCUCCCGAGGGGAAUGACAAAACGGCAACGGCCCCAAAUGCGAAGCCUGCACCUCGGGGCCGGUGAGGAUCCACAGAGAGGAUGCGGCGGGCCUCCGAUUGUCGACGCGCCACACCGUCCGGGGCGUUCCCGGUACCCACAAAACACACACAAAAACCGGCGCCACGCCAUUGCCCCGGGGGCGGCCAAACGCGGCCCCCCUGCUGCCAACAAGACACCCAUCGAGCUCCCCAAUUAGCCAACUUUUAGGAAAUAAUUAGAAACAGAAACCGCCCGGGGCUGUCUGCCUGACUCCUUCUUAUGUGUCUGGUGUUUCUACCUUCUUAUCUCCUCACGUCCUACCUCGUAAUGGAGUGAGGACCGAGGACCGGAGACCAGCAGCCUCCUUCUUAUGUGUCUGGUGCCUCUCCCUUCUUCUCUCCUCAUCUACUCCCUCGCGAUGGAGUGAGGACCGAGGACCGGAGACCAACAACCUCCUUCUUAUGUGCCUGGCGCUUCUCCCUUCUUAUCUCCUCAUAUAUUACCUCGCGACGGACUGAGGACCGAGGACCGGAGACCAACAACCUCCUCUUUAUGUGUGUCAAAUGUCUACCAUUUUAUGGAGUGCGUUACUCUAAAUGAGUUGCCUUUAAGAUCUUCUGUUGUUACUUUUUCAAUUCCUUUUAAAGCAAAAACAUGAAACACGAUGGAACUGCACCUAUUCCGUACCAUGCCAAGAACUCCAUCUUCUUCCAUGCGGACGAGCACUCUUGUAAAUUGAUUAUCAUGCGCCGAGUUUUCUUCAUACGAGAACCGAAGUACGAUAUGGCAGCUUUUAUCAAUCCAUAAACCAACCUCGGCAUGGGAAUCAAGUGGAAUUCGCGGCCGGACCCAGAGCUCGCGAUCGCUUCCGCUCCUGUCACGACGACCCAGAAAGCCGCUGCACCCGCUGCUCCUACCCCGUCAGGAGGAGAAGCACCAGCGCCCGCGGGGGCGCAGGAAGAAGGAUCAGCUGGGCCGGCAAUGGCGGCACCGGAAGAGCGGAGUAGCGGGACGAGCAAGAAGGUGGAAAAGAAGGAGAAAAAGAUCCCAGCGCCACCAACAGCUAUCCAAUUUGUGAAAAGUUAUGUACUUCUUUUUGCCCUAUGGGAGAUUCAGAUUACCAUUACAUAUAAAUGCGCGGCACCACGAGGAAGGAUGUACUAAACUUUGCAACUACAGAAGGGACGAGUAAAGUGCGACGUAUGGAGCAGGAGGUCUUCGCGAUCAUAUUAUGCAAGCAGGGUUGUUGCAUUAUAUGCGUAGUUGAUGGGGACGAACCCACAUCCCUGGGUACGACUUACGUUCUGAAAAGAAUCGACGUUCAUCGCGCGAGGCUCUAGACAUCAUAUAGGCUCCUGGCGCAUACGUCAACAGUACUUCUACCUAAAAGCUAGCUAGGCGAGGUGAAGCCCAUGCUCACGGGAGGUAGCUCCUGCCUGGAACAACACGUCGCUCGUGUCUUGCCUUAUGAUAGAGCUGCCUCCACGAUCGGUUCUCGUAGGUAAAAAUGCACCUUCUAUUGGAGCUGUGCUAUGGUAAUUCUAGUAGUAUCACCUCCUGCUCCAUGUCCACUUGUGGUCCUGCUGUACUGAUGAAAUGAAAUAUAAGUGCCUUAUUCCAGGUCGAGUUGUAGUUCGGUCGUGUUCCAGUGAUGCAGCUCCCUAUUCCAGACAAGUACGUAUGAAAUACUCAGACAACCAAAAGCUAGUGAACGACAAGAAAAAUAAAGCAUUCGCGUUCACCUCCAAGAAAAAUCUUCGGGCUCUCAUAGUUUUUUCUGAAAAAAAUCAGAAAAUUUUAUUUCCGCAAGCAAGAUCUGCUCCACUACAUGAAACGUGGUCUCCUGUUUGCGAAUGAAAAGUUCGCAACAUUUUUUUCGCUUCAAUUUGUCUGUUGCCAUGCGAGCAUUUCUAUCGGAGUAGUAAGUAAGUACAGCAUAAAGAUUCUUGUGACUGCAAGAUAAGCCUGGUUAAGAAUACAAAGAGUUUGAAGUGGACAGCACAUUGUGUACUACACUUCCAAACAAGUACCACAACACUACACGUUUUGCAUGACGAACUCGCAUAAAAAUUAUAGCCGCUCUAGUUAGAAGUAUUAUUGAGAAAUAAGCAUUCGUGAGUUUAAAUUUAAUAUCAUUAUCUACUCUGUGGGGCAAAAUAAACGUAGGUAGCUUUUCACCAUGACAGAGUCACCAAGCGCGCCGCAAAGCGGCCUGCUCUCCGGCAUCCAGGAGGGUGCGGCGGGGAAGUUGAGAAAAGUCAACGACUCGGAGAAAAAUUACAAAAACAAAGAUGCGAGCACGGUAAUAAUGUACGUUUAUGAUAUUUUUUUUGUCAUCGAUGCAUAAACUAAGUACAAAGUAGUACGCAAAGAAAGCUGCGAUAUAAAAAUUGACGUGAUGCAGAAAGAACAGCAACCAAAAGCAAAACCGGUUUCGGAUCAAAACAGUCCUCCUAUGAAUUGCAAAAGCAUCGUACUAGUAGUAAUCGCAUUACAAAUUACCUCAGCAUGACAAAUCGAAUUUGUCAUGCUGUUUGACCUUCAGGACAAGAUUUGUCAUGCAUAUAUUGCAAUUAGUACAAAAGCAAAACCGUUUUCUCUGAUCAAAACAGUCGUCCGUCGUUCCGGCCAAGGGUAGCGGUGGAGGCGGCGGGGCUAUGCAAUGCAAAUGUGUCUAGGUCUGGAAGGUUGCAGCUUGUGAUGCUGUCUCAGGAUGGUGGAAAAAUCUGUAUUGCGUGACCAGCAAGAUAAAUAGUCCAGUUUGUACCACUUACGCGGGGGGAGGGAGUUUCUCAUGCGGGAUAGGCAUCAAAUUCAAAGUGGCCUCAGAAAUAAAUUUGUGACGCUAGGGCAUGUAGUGCAUCACAGACACAAUGGGGCAUGGGAAUUCUGCAAUACAAGCUUGAUGCCUUCUAGACCCAGACAUAUUUUUUGCACUGGAUAGGCGCCGCCGCCCAGCAAAAGGCAGUGAAGAAGAUUGGACAACCAAAGGGCGAACCGAAGAAGGAACUGGAGCGGGAUGCGAAUUGGAUCGUGGAAAACUACGAAAACGGCGGUAUGGUCGAGUUGCCGGACACAAACCAGAAGCAGAGCGCGUACUAUUUUUUUUACUGAGAUCUAGGUUUGAGGCUCUCUGCGGGCAAACAACAUCAUCUGAGACGCCUUUAUUUUGUCGUGCUAAGUACCUACUGCUCAUGGUCAUCGUCAUGUCCGAUGAAUUUUCGUAAAAGACUGGAUGAAUAAAACCACGAUAGGUAAAUAAAGUAAAGGUCUCUAGUACAUGUUGCACAUUUUGAUUUUUCCCGACUGCAAAUAAAAAAUCAGGUACAUUUCCAACAGCAACGGCACCACGUUUAAAAUCGACAACAAAAUCAAAUCAAUCACGGUUGACAACUAUCAAAUGCAAAAAUGUCUGGGUCUGGAAGAUUGUCAUGCUAGUCUGGCAUGACUCUGCACUCUGUAUAAUUGCGCGGCCACCAAGAGGUCCUCUUGCCUGUCAUGCAAAAGCGCAGCUUCUCAUGCGAAAUACGCAUCACAGAAGCACGAAAAAACUUGUCAUGCUUGGCGGCGCAUUACAGGGCACUUAUUGUUCACGGACUUGCAUCACAAGUUUCCAGACCCAGACAUAUUUGCAUUUGAUAACAACUGCGAGAAGGUUGGGCUGGCCAUCAACGACGUCUUAUCUGCGGUGGAAGUGAUCUAUGGAUUGCAAAUAUGUCUGGGUCUGGAAAAGUGUAAACUUGUCAUGCAGAUUUUCCAUGACCUUGACCCAUGAGGUCCGGAAUGCGGGACAUAGCAUGACAGACUCUGCGAGGUCUCUGCCAUGUCUCCCCUGCAUGAGAAACUCCCGUCCACUUUGGUCAAAAGUGGACAACGUUUGGCACUCAUGCAACACAGAUUUUUGCAUGCUUCAGAUUUACCAUGACAAGUUGCCACCUUCCAGACCCAGACAUAUUUGCAUUUGAUAUCAUCAACUGCAAGACGAUUUACCUCCACUGCCAGGGCUCCGUGAACACCAUUCAGUCCGUAUUGCGAGGAAAAAUCCCCCCUCCCCAUAUCGAAAACGAAACUUGUGAUGCUAGAUUUGCGUACACAAAUCGACUUGUAUUGCUAGAAUGCCAAGAGACGCAGCUGUGGCCUGGACUGCAGGCAGUUUGUCAUGCUGUUUCCCACUUCCAGUUGCCUCCUCUCAUGCUGAAAGUGCAAGGCUUUGCCACGCCACCCAGCACUACAGUCCGCAUCUUUUGCCUUCUAGCAUGACAACCAGAUUUGUGGUGGCAAAUCAUGCUACACAAAUCUCCGUUUUAGUAUGGGGUGGGGGCUUUGUUCACUUUGAUAGUCCGACAAAGUCGACGGGUUGAACGUGUACCUCCACACCGAGAGCGCCCAAAACGCGAAGAUUGUGCACAGCCUGUCGCUAUCAAAUGAAAAAAUGUCUGGGUCUACUGGAAGAGCGGAGCCUGUAAUGCUCUCUGCGGAUUCUAAAAGUAUCUGUGUUGCAUGAGCAGCAAGAGGAGUCCAGUUCUUGGCACGACGCGGAGAGAGCAUUUCUCAUGCGUGACAAGCAUCAAGAAGCUCUCAAAAAAUGAUCUGUGAUGCUAGGACUUGCAUCACAGAUCUCACGGGUCAUGCAAAAAUUGCAUGACAAAUCUUCCAGACCCAGACAUUUUUGCAAUUGAUAGUCGCAGAACCUGAACUUGAACAUCAUGCAGAACGACGACUGGAAAGAGAUGCCCAUCUAUGCAAAGAAAAAAGAGUAUACAGUUCUAUAUACAUAGUCUAGGCAGACCAAGCAUCAGAGACAAGCUCUGUCAUGCAUAAAAUGCUUUCCAAUUCCAGCCUCAUUCCAUUCGUGUUUAUUUCCCUUAUAAAAUUUCUGCAUUGAUGCAAGUUUUCUCUCUACUCAUGCAGAGAACUAAAUUUGUGUUGCUGAAUUGUUACUUAUGCUAACAAAUGUGUAAACUGUAACACUUUUUUCGUGGGAUACCAUCCCGACGCAGUUUGUUUGUUCCCUGGAUUUUAUCAAAUGCAAAAAUGUCUGGGUCUGGAAAUUUGUGAUGCAAGUCCGUGAACAAUAAGAGCUCUGGAAUGCGCCACCAAGCAUGAGAAGUUUUUUCGUGCUUCUGUGCUGCGUAUUUCGCAUGAGAAACUGCGACUUUGCAUGACAGGCAAGAGGACCUGCUCUUGGUGGCCACGCAAUACAGAGUGCAGACUCAUACCAAACUAGCAUGACAAAUCUCGCAUCUUCCAGACCCAGACAUUUUUGCAGUUGAUAGAUUUGACCACGAAAAAACUGAAAACGGAGGUUUCCGACAUCUACUCCGCAUGA
This is a messenger RNA of Amoebophrya sp. A120, 14855 nucleotides long. Lineage: Eukaryota; Dinophyceae; Syndiniales; Amoebophryaceae. The record is from the annotation of a GenBank genome assembly.